Messenger RNA from Drosophila yakuba, 869 nucleotides. RefSeq lists its product as uncharacterized. The record is from RefSeq and is a predicted model, not a curated record. Bases 488 to 787 code for a protein of 99 amino acids. The transcript has a single exon. Lineage: Eukaryota; Metazoa; Arthropoda; Insecta; Diptera; Drosophilidae.
AAACAUACUUCCACUACAUGUACAAUUAAUAUUUGAAUUGUACAGUAAGUCUUACUGUUGCUGGCAGAUCCUGACACCACUUCCUCUAAAUCCUUUUCCAGAAUAUUCUGUUGAAUAUUUUAGGCAAGUUCGUGCAAGAUGCUUUGCAGUACAUAAUUUAUUUAAUCCUGAAAUCACUUUUACUUACCCUUUCCCUGGCAUAAUGUGUAAUAAUGUCUGGUCAACCGAGCGAAGGGCUUAAGAUCCAAAAUGGGGAUUAGGACGGAUUAGGUCAUGAAAUAUUUUGGCACAAAUAUUUACAGGGGAGACAAGCGGCACUUGACCUGUUUUGACCUGGCCACAGGUAUAUCAUUGCCAACAGGUAACCGAUCGAAGGUUUAGAUAGAUAUAUAAGAACCGCUUUUGCGUUGCGAGGAUAUCACUCUUCGUCGAGAAGUCAAGACGUUACUUUCACCCAGCAGAUACCAUCUCUAACCACAAGCCAACCAUGGAGCACGAAAAGAUGCUGAAGCCCACUGUCACCUAUCAUCUGUUCCUGUACCGCGUCGAGUUGGCCCGUCGGAAUGCCCGGCAGCUGCGGCUUUCCCGCACCAAAAUCGAGAUCACGGACGAGCUCAUCUCGAAUACGGUGCGCAAUCUGAAGACGUGCAGCAUGGACGACCUGAAGGCGGUCAACCGGGAGCUUCUGUUCAAGCGGAAACUGCGGAGCAACGUGUCCAAGCUGAAAAAGGAGGCCAAGCGGCAGCAGCGCCAAGAGAACGAAGACAACUCACCCAAACAGGAUUAGUGUCGAUUCAAUCAGAGCGGAUUGAUUUAUUGUAUAUAGCCUGUGUAAAUAAAUACUUUUGAUAAGACUUUUGCAUUGAAAA